Molecule: messenger RNA, 1392 nt
Organism: Aspergillus nidulans FGSC A4
Lineage: Eukaryota; Fungi; Ascomycota; Eurotiomycetes; Eurotiales; Aspergillaceae
Exons: 1
Coding region: 1-1392 (463 amino acids)
Source: RefSeq, a predicted model, not a curated record
AUGACCACUCUUCGCACCGCACGCGUGCUGCUGCAGUCCAAGGACUCGGUUAAAUGGCGCCCAAGAGAUGAGACCGUCUCAGAGCGCAAUCUCGAUGCAGUGGAAGCCUUUCACCUGGCUAAUGGAUCGCACAAUGUCCGCGAAGGACGACGCCGACUCGACAUCACCGUCACCGUCAAGCUGAGAGUUGACCUGGGACUCACUAUCGACAUCAAGCAAGCCCGCGCCGCGUGGAUCGCACUACGACAGCGACACCCGGCCAUUGCCUCGACCGUGAGUGGCUCGAAAAGAGUCCAUCAGAAGCCGGGGACCGAGCAUAUUAACGCUUGGCUAGAUCACACAUUUGUGACUGUCGCUGGGGAGAGCGAGGUGACGGCAGAGUUGCUGGACAGCCUGCCCGCGGCCGAGACGGCGGCGAUGUACUUUCUGCAAAAUGCCAAUGUCCUUGCCUUGCGCACUCCACAUCAUCUUAUGGACACCCUGGGCGCCGUUAUGGUCCUCAACGACUUUCUGGAAGAGCUGAGCGUGAUGGUUAUGGGCAGGUCGAGGGCGGACGACUCCCUGUGCACCGAGCGGCUCGAUCAGCUGGCUUGCAGUCUCAAGGAAGCUGCAUCACUACCCUCCGCCUCUGUCUCUCAGCUGGCCCGGUUCUGGAGCAUCCAGCGCCGCUGGCUCCGCAGCUAUCCCUCAGUAGGCAUUAUGUCGGACCAGCAGACGCCAUGUUCCGCUCUCGCGUCGUGGAGAGAUCUCGAGUACUCGCCACUUCUGACCAGGGAGCUAGUCACUAUGGCAGGCAAGCAUAAGAUGACGGUCGCACCCGUCGUUCACGCUGGUGUGGCCUUUGCCGCGAAGGAAUAUGGUCCUUUUACCCUGACCCAGAAUUACAACACCAUCAUCGUCCUCGAUAUGCGCCGGCCCAAGGACGGCCCGUCUUCUAAGAAUGCGAUCUCGCCCCAGCAUGCAAUCUGGCCAGUAUCAAUACCGGUAACUACCUUCUGGCAGACAGCAGAGCUGUUCAAACGGGCCUAUCUAGAUGCAGAGAGCGACCCCGACCUGCCGGCCCUGGUGGAGCCGGCCUUUGCAGAGAUUUUCCAGAGCCAAGAUCCACCGUCGUGUCCUACGUUCUACAGUGCCCCAAUAGUCAACAGCUUUGGCAAGAUCGACGAUUAUUUAGCCUCAUCGUAUGGCGGGUUCACGGUCGAGGAGUUCUCUCUCUCAGCCGAAUGCUCGGGCGAGGAGGUGAUAGUUGCUGUCUGGUCAUACCAGGGCAAGCUGAAGAUCCGAGUCAUGUACAAUGAGGGAUAUCACAGCGCAAAGAGUAUUGAGCGGUAUGUGUAUUUGGUAGAGGUCGCGCUCAAAGAUGGAGUCGGGGUUUGGCGAAGUAGGGAGUAA